Tetrahymena thermophila SB210 is the source of this 744-nucleotide messenger RNA. Its product is annotated as 14-3-3 family protein 14-3-3 beta/zeta. The transcript is spliced from 2 exons. Gene Ontology annotation, cellular component: cytoplasm. Gene Ontology annotation, biological process: signal transduction. Lineage: Eukaryota; Ciliophora; Oligohymenophorea; Hymenostomatida; Tetrahymenidae. The record is from RefSeq and is a predicted model, not a curated record.
AUGACUAAUUAAUUCACUAGACAAGAUUUAAUUCAGCUUGCUAAGUUAUCUGAUAGAGCUGAAAAAUACAAUGAGAUGAUUACCUACAUGUUAUUAGCUUCUAAAUUCAAUUAAGAUUUCUCAGAUGAAGAAAGAAAAUUGUUUACUUUUGCCAUCAAAAAGUCAACUUAACCAAGAAGAACUGCAUGUACCUUUAUUUCAAAUAUUUAAGACAAAAAAGAUAAAGAAGAUGAAUAAUUUCAAAAAUGCUUACAAGCUUUUAAGUAAAAGAUUGCAAGAGAAUUAAUUUAACUGUGUGAUGAUAUUUUAGAAGCUGUAAUCCACUCUCUGAAUAACAAGAUAUUAACUGUUGAAUCAAAAGUUUAUUACUUGAAGAUUAAAGGUGACUGCUACAGAAUUUUGGCUGAGUAAGAUUUUGGAAAUACGCAUGCUUCUGAUAAUGCGUUUGAAACUUACUCUUUAGGCUACGACAUAGCUCAAUAAAAAUUAUGCCCUCUUAAUUCUAUUAGGCUAAGCUUAACCAAUAAUUUUUGUGUUUUUUACUAUGAAAUAAUGCGGGAUCCAACAAAAGCAUGCUUAACUGGUCAGAAAUUAAUUAAUUUAGCUUUAGAUCAUGCAGAACUUAACGGAUGCGAAAGUUGUAACAAUUUUACAGCAACUAAAUCAGCUUUAUUUCCUUUGGUAGACAAUAUUAAAUAUUGGACAUUUAUAUAAUAGGAAAAUUACUUUGUUGAAGAACUUUGA